Molecule: messenger RNA, 1353 nt
Organism: Cucurbitaria berberidis CBS 394.84
Lineage: Eukaryota; Fungi; Ascomycota; Dothideomycetes; Pleosporales; Cucurbitariaceae
Product: Zn-II 2Cys6 regulatory protein
Exons: 3
Coding region: 1-1353 (450 amino acids)
Biological process (GO): aflatoxin biosynthetic process; regulation of DNA-templated transcription
Cellular component (GO): nucleus
Molecular function (GO): DNA-binding transcription factor activity, RNA polymerase II-specific; zinc ion binding; DNA binding
Source: RefSeq, a predicted model, not a curated record
AUGCUCGCCAUCCCGGAGAACACUGUAAUGACUACAGGUCCAAACGGAGAGCAGAAGCCUCGAAAGAUGCGAGCUUCCUGCGAUGCAUGCUCUCGCGCAAAGGUCAAAUGCGAUAAAGUGAGACCUACCUGCCACCGCUGUGGUAACAUGGGCAUUUGCUGCAACUACUCUCCUUCCAUGAGACUGGGUAAGCCCCGCAAGAACAGAAACCCAGAUGGCACCAUCAUGCGCGAUGUAUCGCCUGCCAGCUCCUGUGGACCUCUUGGACCAAGAUCCGAUUUCAUCCCACGAACUACCUCAUACACUGCUGAGAGCUCCCCGGAACCAACAGACUCAUUCUUCCUUAGUCCAGCGACUCCAGAAUACCAUUAUCAGGAUGCUUUUAUGGCGAAUGGCUUUGACGGUAGCCAGUCUCCAGCGUACUCGGAUGCGGGUUCUCUUGUCAGCGGCUGGUCAAAUGAUGAUCAGCUAAUGUUCGGCAGCCCGGCGGACAUGUUCGCUCCACUGCCACAUUUUACUCCAUCUCACUCUCCAUAUGCUGGACACGCGCGGUCUGCCAGCGUACAAAGCCAACCGGAUAUUUUUGCGCCUUUGGACGCAUUGAGCCCCCCACCGAUUGCGAGCCCCCAGUUCUUCGGUCUGUCAGAUCCAAUGUUUGUACACGACAAGAUGAUGGCCUCACCUGCUCCGAUGGUUCCUGCGCCUCUGCCAACUCCGCCUGCUUCUGCUACCUUUCAGAACCAUGACUGCACUCAGUUUGCCUUCCAGACACUGAACAGCUUGUAUGCACCGCCCUCAACUCAGCCAUCAGCAGGCGACUUCAAUGGCGCCUCAAAUGGUCUACCAACUCUCGAGGCUGUCCUCUCUACAAAUAAGGGCGCUGUUGACAAGCUUUAUGUUCUACUUGGAUGCCCUUGCUCAACAAACCCCCAUUUUUCUACCACUAUCGCGUUCACAAUCACUAAAAUCCUUUCGUGGUAUCAGGCGAUUGCUGGAGUCCACCAACAGGGCACAGAUUGUCCCGUCAAUACACAGAUGGAGGCCUUCACCCACACUCCCACAUCCCUAGGUGAUUUCAGGCUCGGGGCGGAAGAUGAGGAUACCUUCCGAACUCAGCUCGUCCUCGUAGAACUGCGCAAAGUCGAGAAGCUCAUUGAUAAGUUCUCUGAGCGCUACUGCAAAACUGCCAAUCCUGCUGAAACAGGCAUCGACGGCGGAGUCUACAACGCAUUGGAGGCUUUGCUCCGCACUCGCGUUCGUGACACCUUCAAGGUUACCAUGCGUACUGCCCCCGCGGAUGUCAAGCGCCAAGUAUCGCGGACCCAGAAUCGCGCCCGCGUCAACACUUUGUGA